AUGUUCAAAACUUGGGAUCACAUCGGCCAAUUCAUCAACACAGGGUUAUUGGCCCUCAUCGGCCCAUCAGCAGGCACCAUCAACUAUGGCCUGUUUGUAUUGUCGGGCCUCUCAGUGUUGGUAUUCCCUGCCAUCAAGGGACGAUCCCUUCCGGAGGGGAUGGGAUCGCUCGGGACGAAAGCUCUCCAUAUGCGUGCCAAGAUUGAUAAUCUAGAAUCUGAUUGUGUCAAGGCUCGACUUGACUCGGGGGCGGAUAUUACUCUUAUUUCUGAAGAAUUCUGGAAGUCCAUGGUGAAUUCCCCCCGUCUACGAGAAGGAAUGAGAAUGAAAUUAUAUCAUCUCACUGGAGGGGCCAAAGUCUUGGGAUAUAUCAAGACUGAGCUCUUCGUAGUAGCCCAAGACGAGUCGAUCGUUAGCUUUGAACUGGAAGCUUACGUCGUGAGGAAUAUGAACGUCCCUCUGCUAUUAGGAGAAGACUUCCAGACCACAUAUGAGCUAAGUGUUAUCAGGCAUGCCACGGGACUUUGUGAAGUAUUGGUUGGAAAGUCAGGGCGCGUGUUACCCGCCGCCUCAGCUCACAAUGUAGACCUAGGAUUCGAAAUCAGGGUGGCGCAUACCACCCAGUCCUUUAUUCGUAGGAAAGCCGUAACUCGUGCGAAACCAAAAGGCAGUGUGAAAAAGCUAACGGAAGUAACGGCCUCAGAAGAUACACUUAUCCAACCCUAUCACGUUCGAAAUGUCGCGGUAAACGCUGCCUUCGAAGGACGAGAAGAUUGGAUAAUAGAAAAGAUUAUCAUUGGAACGGACGAUCAAAACGUUAUGGCUGCUCCUACUACCUGGAUAAGCGCCUCAUGCCCUUACUUGCCGAUCACCAACACUGGACCGCAUCCGCGCCUCGUUAGAGUCGGAGAAGUAACAAACCCAAAGAUGAAGAUCAUCUCACUAAAAUGA
Molecule: messenger RNA, 951 nt
Organism: Laccaria bicolor S238N-H82
Lineage: Eukaryota; Fungi; Basidiomycota; Agaricomycetes; Agaricales; Hydnangiaceae
Exons: 4
Coding region: 1-951 (316 amino acids)
Biological process (GO): proteolysis
Molecular function (GO): aspartic-type endopeptidase activity
Source: RefSeq, a predicted model, not a curated record